Messenger RNA from Blepharisma stoltei, 1227 nucleotides. The record is from the annotation of a GenBank genome assembly. Lineage: Eukaryota; Ciliophora; Heterotrichea; Heterotrichida; Blepharismidae.
AUGAUACUUGAGAUUAUAAAAAUUAUGAAACCUUGCUUUGAUAAUAAAGCUUAUUUUUAUGAAAUUAUUGGGUCGAUUUAUUUAGAACUUUCAGAUUUCAGAAACUCAACUAAGAAUUUUUGGAAAUCUAUAAAAAUAUGCAAUAAAACCAAAAGCAGUAUGUUUAUGCUAUAUUUCAAUUUAUUUCAAGCUUAUUAUUUACUAAAAAGAGACAUGAAAACAGCUCUCAAGAUGAUUACUAAUGCAAAAUCUUGUUUAGGCCUCUUACUUCUGAGCCAUACAUAUUACAAGACUGCGUAUUUUGCUCUUAUAAACGUUUAUUAUAAUAUGCAUUUAUAUGAAGACGCUCUAGAAUGCUAUGAAAGAAUAAAAAAUUACUGCACAAGCUUUGAAUUGCGAAAUAUAAAAUUUAUAGUUGGGGAUAUUUAUUUAUGAAAGGAAAAUUAUGAUAAAGCAUUAGAAAUUUUUACUGAGAUCAAAGAGCAUUUACUAACCUUGCCUGAAGCCAAUAAUAGUUUGCUAUUUGUUGUAAGCGCAUUUAUCGGAGAAUUGCUUUACAGAAAAGGAAACAUGGAGGGUGCUUUUAAUUCCUUCUCAAACUGUUUCAGAAUAAUCUACUCUUAUAAACAUUCUGAAGUUAAUGAUAACUUGCUCCCAUUCUAUAAGGUUUUUCAAUUUUUCUUAAAAAUAUCUGAUUAUGAGAAAUGUGAGAUAAUUGUAUCUCAAGCAAUUAAAUUAUUAGAAAAUAAGGUCCACAGAAAGGAUGACUUGGCUCUAUUUCUAAUCCUUAAGGCGAAAAUACUUAUAUUUAAGAAAUUGAUACAAGAAGCAGAGCUCUGCUUAAUAAAUGCAGAAGAAAUAUUAAACUUAGAAAAAAUUAUAUCUUGUCAACAUAGAAAUCUCGACCCUAAUCGUAUAAAUCAAAGUCUAAUUUGGACAGGAAUUACAGAAGUUUACAUUAAUUUAAAUAAAGAUGAAUAUUAUUUAAAGGCAGAAAAGACUUUAAAAUAUUUAGAAGCAAGCUAUAGUGUAAGCCAUUUAGACGAUUGAAGUAAUAUAGCAAAUAUGUACGCAUUAUUUGGAAUUCUAUAUUGCAGGCAAGAAAAGUGAAACGAGUCCAAGAAAUUCCUUGAAAAAGUACUAGAUAUAAGCAGGAAGCAUAGAGGCUGCUAUGAUAAUGAUGAAUUCAUAAAAAAGUUAUAUAUGAGCAUAGAUGAUGCUAGCUAA